GAGGGUUGAUGAUUGUGCAUAUGACGCAGGAGUUCAGUGUCAGUUUCCAACAAGGCCUCUAAAUUUAGCCUGGGUAAAGGCAGCAACGAGCGGACCGUUUGACGACCCACUCCUGCUGAACUAUAUACUGCUUUGGACCCGCUGUUGUUCCGCCACCUGCACCACUAAUUCCUUUUUGUGUUUGUGUGUGUGUAUGUGUGUGUCUUGGUACCACUUGUGUUUUGGUGGAAGGGAAGGGGUGAUUGGAUCUCUAACCCUCGAUGAGGAAUUGACAUUGCUGAGAGGAUGGCUGAUGGCAACUUGGCACAGGGACUGUUUAUCUGUGAAUGGCCCACUGCUCUAAUGCAAAUCACAGCGUUGUGAUUUGCGACAGGGUGUCAGUCAGCCGGAGGCGAUGGGUCAGUCAGAGGGGCUAGAGAGCAGGGGUGGCAUAAACAGCCCUGACCCCCUGGUACGAGAGGCCUAUCUGAUGUUACAUGACUAUAUAAACUAUGUGAUCGCAGGGCCCGACGGCCACAUUGGCCCACCCCCUACUGCUACAGCAGCAGCCCUGCGCCAUGCUGGGGAUGAGCUGCUAGUUAGGUUCCCCAUCUUCUUCAGGCGUUGGCCACGUGUCUUCCACGAUGUGACCGAGGCCACAGCCUGUCCCAUGCUAACCGCCAUCCUGGAUGAGCACUUUGCCACCACCACCCCCGGGGGGCGCCGACGGGACCUGGCCUGGAGUGCGGUGCUGUCUGUGUAUGUGCUGGCUGGCCAGAUGGCCCUGCACUGCCAUGAGAGGGGCAUGGGGGGAAUCCUGCCCCAGCUUAAGGAGUGUGUGGGGGGUUACGUGGAGAGGGUCAUCUGUCCAGAGAUUCGGGACAAGGGUGGAUGGACAGGAUUUGUGUCCCGCUUUGGGCAGAAGCAGGACUUGGAGGGCCAGGUGAAGAAGGUGUGUUGCUGGACUCUACUGCUAUUGGCUACCAGUAUCCUGUCCUAUUUCCUGUGGAAACGAAUAAAAUCUUAAACACCCCCACCUGGUGACCACAAUCAGAUCGCUCCAAAAGUCCCCUUAUUGAAUAAAUAUUUUCCCAAAGCGUA
This is a messenger RNA of Oncorhynchus mykiss (rainbow trout), 1080 nucleotides long. RefSeq names its product BCL2 like 16 (gene bcl2l16). Gene Ontology annotation, biological process: extrinsic apoptotic signaling pathway in absence of ligand; release of cytochrome c from mitochondria; regulation of apoptotic process. Lineage: Eukaryota; Metazoa; Chordata; Actinopteri; Salmoniformes; Salmonidae. The record is from RefSeq and is a predicted model, not a curated record. Gene Ontology annotation, molecular function: BH domain binding. Gene Ontology annotation, cellular component: mitochondrial outer membrane.